AUUACGCACCAGUUCCCCGCUUCGAACAUGACCUCUGCCGUGUCUCGAGGACUGCCUAAUGCUGCUAAUCGCACCACUGCCAACCCACUACGUCUAUCGACUCAAAGCUCUUUCGAGAUAGAUGAGUCAACACCAGAUGCAAAUGUGAAAGCUGACAGUACCUCAACUUCGAGCACUACCUCCAUCCUGGGUGCAACCGAGAGUGUAAGCCUAACUGCCAACUCCACUACUGCUUUCAGCGACUUCGGUGCCACCUCUCCCACCAAAUUCGUCCCUACUGAGUCUACUUCUCUGGUGCCAAAACUUGACCAUCCAUUUUGUUCCAGUUUGGCGUAUGCUCCUAGUCUUCCUAGAGAGGCCUGCAUUACUUGCACAGCCACAGGGGCUCUUCGCAUGAUUGGCUUUACCAUGGAUACAGUGCACUCCGCCCCGGUUACUUCCACAAUCAUUCAAGGUUUGUCUAGCACAAGCCGUGAGCAGAUUUCCUGUCUGGCUUGGAGUCUCGAGCUGAUGGCUCUGGGCACUCGAGACGGCUUCCUGGUUGUCCGAAACUUCUCGUCGAAGCGAACUCACAUGCGUCACAUCUCAACCCUUGUGAGAUCGUCUGGAAUUGAUUCCCUCGAGUUGUUUGGCACCGCUACGCUUCCUAUUGGCGUAAAAAACAUAAGUGGCCCUGCUUCCAAUGUGGCUGGCUAUUCCGAAUCUCAGUAUGGCUCUUUUGCUGGCGUUUUCGGCGCGGCAUCUCCAGUUCCUUCCACUGGGGGGACUGGAUUCUCGUAUGGAUAUACUGCAUCUUCGCCUACUUCAGCGGCCUCGACAAGUGCUUCUUUGACCUCGUUCGCAUCUGCGGCCGCAUCAGCUGCUGUUGGUUCAACAGGCCUAGUACCGACUAGUUUCGAACAGGCCCAAUUUGAUGCUUCUACCCUCUUUCUUACUUUUGGUAAAUCGUACCUUGUAGCUUGGCAUGGGACUGAUUUAGUCGCCAGCCUGAUCAGUGAGGCACUGGUCAUUAAUGGCCCUAAUGAGGCAGCCAGUUUGCUUGCGGCUGCUGGCCUCUCGUCUUUAUCUUCAGGGCCUUCCACUGCCUCAGCCAGUGGCAGCGGAGGCACAAACUUUGGUCCCGAGGCGAUUCGACGUGUCAAGUUCUCGCCCUUCAGCUUUUGUCCAGGGACCGGCCGGCAAGGUUCGACGCGUCUGCUGCUAGUCCUUAGUUUUGAAGCUGUCAUGAUUUUGGAUCCCAUUGAGUCUAGAUAUUCGUCUUUGACGAAGUCUGCCUGA
Protopolystoma xenopodis is the source of this 1278-nucleotide messenger RNA. NCBI's taxonomy places the organism in Eukaryota, Metazoa, Platyhelminthes, Monogenea, Polystomatidea, Polystomatidae. The record is from the annotation of a GenBank genome assembly.